This is a messenger RNA of Lathyrus oleraceus (garden pea), 1191 nucleotides long. RefSeq names its product derlin-1. The transcript is spliced from 7 exons. Bases 174 to 902 code for a protein of 242 amino acids. The record is from RefSeq and is a predicted model, not a curated record. Lineage: Eukaryota; Viridiplantae; Streptophyta; Magnoliopsida; Fabales; Fabaceae.
GGCCUAAACAAAAUUGGGGUAACUGCGGGUUUUAGUAGGCACGUGCGAGGGAGCUGCCCGAAACGGAGUAGAACCUUCUGGGUCUUUAUGAUACAAUUUCAGAAGAAAGAUCUAAAUUCAGAACUCUCAACUACCAAAUAGGGUUUCGUCUCAACCAUCUUCAUCGCAACGCAAUGUCUUCUCCCGGCGAGUAUUAUAAAGCUCUUCCACCUAUAAUCAAGGCUUAUGGAACAGCUUGUUUCGUUGCUACCGCAGCUUAUGAACUUGGAUUAUAUAGUCCACUUUACAUUGCACUGUUCUACAGUGAAGUGUUCUAUCGUUUUCAGGUUUGGAGGCUGUUUACAAACUUCUUUUUCCUCGGGGGGUUCUCCAUCAAUUUUGGUAUUCGUCUCUUAAUGAUAUUAAGGUAUGGCGUGCAACUUGAGAAGGGAGUAUUCGACAGAAGGACGGCUGAUUUCUUGUGGAUGAUGAUAUUUGGAGCCUUUUCACUUUUGGUUCUGUCUGCAAUCCCCUUUUUUUGGACCCCGUUUAUGGCAGUAUCGCUUGUUUUUAUGCUUGUUUAUGUAUGGAGUAGAGAAUUUCCAAACGCCCUAGUCAGCUUUUAUGGACUUGUUUCACUUAAGGCCUUCUAUCUUCCGUGGGUGACGCUUGCUUUGGAUGUCAUUUUUGGUUCACCGAUAAUGCCUGAUCUGUUGGGUAUCAUUGCGGGACAUCUAUUCUACUUCUUGACAGUCUUGCAUCCUCUAGCAGGUGGAAAAAACAUUUUGAAAACUCCAAUGUGGGUACAUAAAUUGGUUGCAAGAUGGAGAAUUGGACCCCCACCAAUUACUCGUGUUAAUGACGUCCAACAAGAGAGCAGUUCAGGAGUUUUCAGGGGAAGAUCCUACCGACUUAAUGGGUAGAUGCAAUAAAGAAAGGGGGUGAAUUUUCCUGACAAGUUGUUUCAUCUUCCCUUAUAUAGGUUGGUGACUUGACACCACUGACGUAUGGAACUAAACAUCCCUUGUGAAUUUGAAUGAGAACACACUGUAUGAGCCUUGACAGUUCAUUGAAAAGCAUACUUUCUCUUGGGAAUUUAUCUUGGGAAAAUUUUACUUGUAAGAAAGGCUAGGAAAAAAACUCGUGAAAUUAGUAGUUGUCAAGUGCAAAUCUUGAUUACUUCUAUAUUCAGUAUGAAAGUCAGUUCCGUAA